This is a messenger RNA of Oryzias latipes (Japanese medaka), 896 nucleotides long. It is a transcript of the gene cenpa, whose product is annotated as histone H3-like centromeric protein A. Gene Ontology annotation, cellular component: nucleosome. NCBI's taxonomy places the organism in Eukaryota, Metazoa, Chordata, Actinopteri, Beloniformes, Adrianichthyidae. The record is from RefSeq and is a predicted model, not a curated record. Gene Ontology annotation, molecular function: structural constituent of chromatin; protein heterodimerization activity; DNA binding.
AUUUCAUUUAUUUUAAAUAACUUCCUGAACGUUUCUUCUUCUGUUUUUCCUGCUUAUCUCUGAACUGUAAACUGAUUGAGUCAUGUGUUUGGGGCGGGAAGGUAUGCCCCGCCCCUGCUUCAUGCUGAUUGGUUGAUAAAGUUAAACUCCACGUUUGAAUUUCAGGCUCGUGCCAGAACCGCCAAUAAACCACAGAAGAAGAGUUUCAGGCUGAAACGGAGUCGGAUGUUGUGAUCUCGUCGGGAGGAAGACUCGGUGACACACGGCUGGACAGGAAACCAUGGAUCCCAGUGCGUUCCAUAGCCGCCGGAAAGGCCGAGCGCCGCGCCGUCGCCCCCCAUCCGCUCAGUCCCCCUCCUCAAAAGCCUCGCCAUCAAAGAGACGGCGUGCAGCUGCAAAGACGCCUCCUUCACCCCCCAAGAAGAAGAGGAGGUUCAGAGUCGGAACCCGGGCUCUAAUGGAGAUCCGCAAGUACCAGAAGAGCACCGACCUUCUGAUCAGCAAGCGACCUUUCUCCCGACUGGUUCGUGAGAUUUGCGUCCAGUUUUCCCGAGAUGAUCUACGAUGGCAGGUUUACGCUCUGAUGGCGCUGCAGGAGGCUGCAGAGGCCUUCCUCGUCCUGCUUUUUUCUGAUGCCAACCUGUGUGCCAUCCACGCCAAAAGAGUGACGCUGUUUCCACGCGACAUUCAGCUGGCCAGGAGGAUCCGCGGCGUGGACAACCUCUGAGGAGCCCCAGACGGAUGAGGGAACAAACGUUUCACUUUGCACUUCAUCAUGUUAAUAGUUUCUGACAUUUUAUCCCAAAUGUUUAGAUUUGAACCUCUUGGAUAUUUCGGGGACAUUCUACCAGUUUGUAUUUGUUUGUACUGAAUAAAUAUAUUGUUUUUUGAUACUU